AUGCCGGGGGAAGUCAUCACAAAGUCUCUGUUUCUCCUGUCGUCCAUGUCCGAGGGCUGUGUGAAUCGGUUGUGGAAGCAGAUCUUGUGGAAGCUCUUGAAAAGUUUGGAACCAUAUGCUAUGUCAUGAUGAUGCCAUUUAAGCGCCAGGCUCUGGUGGAGUUUGAAAAUGUAGAAAGUGCGAAGAAAUGUGUAACGUUUGCAGCAGAUGAACCUGUAUACAUUGCUGGACAGCAAGCCUUUUUCAACUACUCGACAAGUAAGAGGAUUACUCGGCCAGGGAACACUGAUGACCCAUCGGGUGGAAAUAAAGUUCUCCUGUUGUCAAUUCAGAAUCCUCUCUAUCCAAUUACAGUGGAUGUCUUGUAUACUGUGUGUAACCCUGUUGGAAAAGUUCAGCGCAUUGUUAUAUUCAAGAGAAAUGGAAUACAAGCUAUGGUUGAAUAUCCUUUUGAGUGUGUGUUUUGUGCCCAGAAGGCGAAGGCUGCACUCAAUGGAGCAGAUAUCUAUGCAGGAUGCUGCACACUGAAAAUUGAAUAUGCAAGGCCAACUCGACUUAAUGUUAUUAGAAACGACAACGAUAGUUGGGACUACACUAAACCAUAUCUGGGCCGACGAGACAGAGGGAAGGGCCGCCAGAGGCAAGCUAUUUUGGGAGAGCACCCAUCAUCAUUUAGACAUGAUGGUUAUGGUUCGCAUGGUCCUUUGUUGCCCUUGCCGAGCCGGUACCGAAUGGGAUCUCGAGACACUCCAGAACUUGUUGCUUAUCCAUUGCCCCAAGCAUCCUCCUCUUACAUGCAUGGUGGAAAUCCUUCUGGGUCAGUUGUCAUGGUUAGUGGGUUGCAUCAGCUAAAGAUGAACUGUUCAAGGGUCUUCAACCUGUUCUGCUUGUAUGGAAACAUUGAGAAGGUGAAAUUUAUGAAGACUAUUCCAGGCACAGCACUGGUUGAAAUGGGUGAUGAGUAUGCUGUAGAAAGAGCUGUCACACAUCUCAACAAUGUGAAGUUGUUUGGAAAGAGACUUAAUGUCUGUGUUUCCAAGCAGCAUUCAGUAGUUCCAAGCCAGAUAUUUGAACUGGAGGAUGGCACGAGUAGUUACAAGGAUUUUGCAAUGAGUAAGAAUAAUCGCUUCACCAGUGCUGGCCAAGCAUCUAAGAACAUCAUCCAACCACCCUCUUGUGUACUGCAUUAUUACAAUGUUCCGCUGUGUGUAACUGAAGAAACAUUUGUAAAGUUAUGUGAAGAUCAUGAAGUUCUCAGCUUUAUUAAAUACAAAGUGUUUGAUCCAAAACCUUCUGCCAAAACACUCUCUGGUCUGUUGGAAUGGGAAUGUAAGACAGAUGCGGUGGAAGCUCUCACUGUACUUAAUCACUACCAGAUAAGAGUCCCGAAUGGCUCCAACCCUUACACCUUGAAGCUUUGCUUCUCUACUUCAUCCCAUUUAUAGACAAGAGGACAGCAUGUUAAGAGCGACCUUCACCUUGAUUUGCAAGUUUAAAACUACACGUCAUUCACAAAGCUCUAAAGUGGUUGUUCUAAUGUUGCCUUGUUUCAACUUAAUUCUAAUAUCUUUUAUCUUGUUUUAUAAUAAAUGGAUGUUCCUUCAUAAAUAC
Molecule: messenger RNA, 1611 nt
Organism: Cariama cristata (Red-legged seriema)
Lineage: Eukaryota; Metazoa; Chordata; Aves; Cariamiformes; Cariamidae
Gene: HNRNPLL
Product: heterogeneous nuclear ribonucleoprotein L-like
Exons: 12
Coding region: 126-1445 (439 amino acids)
Biological process (GO): regulation of RNA splicing; mRNA processing
Cellular component (GO): nucleus
Molecular function (GO): mRNA binding
Source: RefSeq, a predicted model, not a curated record